Messenger RNA from Xyrichtys novacula (pearly razorfish), 18939 nucleotides. The record is from the annotation of a GenBank genome assembly. Lineage: Eukaryota; Metazoa; Chordata; Actinopteri; Labriformes; Labridae.
AUGGCGGCCACGAUGUUGAGGUCGCUCACUAAGCUAGGACGUCCUUCAACUAAAUUAGUAUUAAGCAAUAAUUCACUGAGCCCCAGCUGCACUGUUCUGCAAAACAGGUAAGAUACCGAAGAGGCCAAAUAUGACGUACUGUGUUGCAAAUGAGGUGAAGCUUGAACGAAGAAGCUUGAACUCAGGUUAGCUAAAUGCUAAAAAAGCCGACUGCUGGAGGUGAUCUUGAUACCGUCUCAGACAGAGGGGGUAUUUUUCCUUUAAGGUGAACUGUUGGAGCAGAUGUAUGACAUUUGCAGGGAUUGCAAUCUUAUAAGCCGUUAUACGAGAUAUUUUAGCUUUCUUGCAGCUAACUUAUAUGUUAAAGCUGUGAUUGAAGCUCUCUGGUCAGCCUCCCUGUUUCAACGUUUAUGACUGUUUCUGCAUUUUAUCAGGUCAAAGUGACCCAAAUAAUCAUAUAAUUAUGUUUAUAUCUAUAUAACAGUUUCUAUUAAGAGUGUUAGGAACCUAAUCUACGUCCAUAUAGAGGACAUAUUUGAGUCUGUUUACAUCUAUGUGGGUUAAUUUAGGUGACACAGAUUACAGAGGACGAGGCUGUAUUCAGCAAAUGAUUCCCAGAGUCCACCUCAACUGUUACGGGGAAAAGUUCUGGAUAUAAGGUCCUAAUUCAAAACCCUGAAUACAUGGGCUUCUCUAGUCUGCAAUGGUAAAUCCACAAGAUGCCCCAGAGCAUAAUUUUAGAAUUAUAAGAUCUUUGGUCCACCUGUGAUUAGAGCUGGGCGAUAUGAGAAAAGGUUUAUCAUGAUAUAUUUGUUUCAUAUCAGUCGAUAUUGAUAUAUAUCACGAUAUAAAAAAUGAAAUUUCCCAGUGCUUAUUGGUAGCAUGUCUUUUGCAAAACAAUAAGCUACUGCAUCUGUGAGGUCUUUUUGUCUCCAAGAUGUUCUGUCUUAAGGUAUUGCACUAGACAAAGUGGACUGAAUAGUUGACCAUUUCGGCUGCACAGGUGUCAUGGGGUGCUUGCUCCGCUUGGGGCAUGUAACCUUUUGCAUUGUGCAUUCUCUGCUGCGUGGCACUGCUUCAGGUGGUGAGAAAGAUAAGAGGUAUUCCCCGACUUUGCGAGACCAUGAACUCGACAUAAUUUGCAGUGCACAUUACUCUGCUUCAAGUCUGACCUCAAAAUACCUUCGCACCACCGAUGUUUUUCGUGCCAGUGUUGUGGAAGAUGUCAUCAUUUGUUGAGCCUUCAUCUGCAUUUCUGCCCGGGGUAGCACUCAUUUUCUUUUUUUCUCAUUGACAAUGUUGUCAGCUUCACCUGUUAAAGCGCUAUGGUUGCGUGUAGCUGCAGCCUACUACUACGUAGUUGUUUGGUUCAGCAUGGAGCAACUCCCCUUUUCAUUGUCUACCAAAACAUGGCAGAAUGCUGACUAUGCUUUAAACUAGAGGAUACUGGACCUCAGAAAUGAGGCUUUCUUUUGUCUGGACUGCAUUGAACCAUCCUGAUCCAGAUCCAAGACCACAAUGCCCAAACUUCUUAGAUCUAGACUAUAUAAUUCUCAAAAGGUUUCAGACUCUGACAGACUCUUUCAACUCAGUUUCAGAUGUAGUAAGCCUUUACAGUAAAAAUACAGGAAAGAACAAUUUACUGGAAGUUUUUUUAAGUAGCUGACAUUGGACCGGGUCCUGGUCCAAAACUCCAAUGUAGUCCAAGGGGGUCUUGACAGAAGAAUUACCCCAAAAUAGCCCCUAACAAACACAGUGAAUGGGGCCAGUUACCAAGAUUCUGUAGGUUCUCCAGAACUAUCAAAGCAGGAUCAUAGAAGUCCCAGACUGGGGCUUCUAGUCAGGACCAAGUACAAGGUGAUCUUGAGAUUUAAAAGAUGAAAUGUCACUUAUCUUCAAUAAAACAAAUGACUGUUUUACAAACCUGAGUGUGUUUUUAAAAGACCGUAUUGUUGCUCUGAAACAGUGAAGGUCAGCAAUGAUGGUUCUGGAUCAGGGACUGGGUCAAUACAGGGGACAAAGCAUGCCUUGUCUUGCAUUUUCACAAGUAGUGAAAUGAUCUGAAACUGUGUUUCAAAGAGACUGUAUUCUCUCUUGGAUAAUCUAUGCUAAAACUGAGAAGGUUACGUGUUGUAAUUCUGAAUCAGGACUUGGUUUUACUGGUCUAGACAAAAAAAAAGAGCAAUGAAAGUGUCUCUUCUCUCAUAGAUGAUCUACUCUAGGUGUAGUGGUUUUGGGUCAGUGCCUUAUUCCCAUAACUUUCCCCAUUGUUAGGAUAUUACACUGACUUCUGUUCUUGACCAUAUUCUGAUAAGUCAAUGUCAGGACUUCCAAAGGACUUCAAGUAGUCUGGUUGUGUAUAUCCGUCACGUGUGAGCGUGUGCGUGUAUGUUGGCAAGCUCAGUGCAGUCCUUAAUCAAACAGCAGCCUCAAACAAAUUAGGUUAAAGCCUUUUUCUGGCAACAUACAGGUAACAUGAGAAGUAGCACCUGCCUCGCACAGGUAUGUUUGUUUUGGCAUAGGUUGAAGUUGCGCCCAAAACAGCCUUACCUCAUCUCAAGAUUGUAUGUGAUUUAUUGAACAGGAAGAAACAAUGGCAGCCAGAUGUGGAGUGGAUGGAGCAGUUUGCUGGGGCAGUGAUGUAUCCAACCGACCUGACUAAGAAUUGGAAGCCACCACCAUGGAACGGUAAUAUCAAUGCACAGUCACAUGUUUAGGGCUACUAGGAAGAGAGUUGUGGGUCUUGAUUAACAACCUCAUUAACUCUUUGUGAGUUUUAGUUUAUUUUAACCAUAAAGUGUAUAUAGAAUGGACGCCAUCUGCUUCGUCGCUGGGUGAAGCCACCCUGAGAACAGCAAAAUGUACAAACAAACCACCACAAAAGUAGUCCCAAAUCCAAAAAACCUCUCGAAUUAAGUACAUCAAUGCUAGCCCAACAAAAACGGGAACAUUAAAAGAGAAAAUGAAGAAAUUUUGCAACAAAACGUGGCCACCCACAAUGCAUUGCGGCCACUCAUAGCACUGUUGGAGCGUGUCCACAAUGCAUCCCAUCCGCUCAUUAUCUUCUUAAAGUGAAGGAGAUAUGAUCUGAUAUUGUAUUGGAUCAUUACAAUAUGUCAAAUGGAGCAGCAAACUUUCGUUCUGUUUUUAUGUGUCCUAAAAAUGCACAUAUAGAGAUGUACUUGGGUACAUAAACUGUACAAUAAGCUGUCAAGGUAGAGAGCAUUAUAUUUUCGGGACAGCAAAUAUUUCGAAUCAGAGGGCUAUUGUUUUCGGCUUAUUUGAAUAGCCUGAAUGAAAUCAUUAAAAGGCACAUGCUUUUGAAUCCACCCAAUGGUAAGGAAAACUUGGAUUAUUUCGCCUUGUUAUGUACUUUCAACCGUGGAGAAAAAUCACAUAAAUAUCGAGAGCAAUUUGGCUUUAAAUUCGCAUAAUAAUGGAAGGCAGAGCCAAGUUGUCCAUAGUGUAUACAGUCUAUGAUUUAACCUUAUGGAAAUGUCUGGUUGCCAUGUCAACCUAAAAUCUGGAAAGUUAAGUUAUACUUUCAUGAAAUGCCACAUUUCAGCUGUAGCUCCUGAUUUAGCUAUUAAAUGGGAUGAAGUUUUGGUAGAUUGUUGAUGAUUUUUUUCUUUCGUCUGUUCUUAAGAUUUAAAUGUAAUCAGAACUUGACUGAAUUUGUUAUAGCUGAACAAGUCCUGUAUUGUUUCGUUUUCUCUUUACAGACAAAGAUCCUCCUGCAGAGAGGGAUGUGUCCAACCUGACCAUAAACUUUGGUCCCCAGCACCCUGCGGCUCACGGUGUGCUGCGCCUCGUCUUGGAGCUCAGCGGAGAGUCUGUCAAGAAAUGUGACCCUCACAUCGGGCUGCUCCACCGUGGCACAGAGAAACUCAUUGAGUACAAGACCUACCUCCAGGUAUUUAAGAAUUUACCACUCCUUUUUAUGCUGCAUUUCCACUAACUGGUCUGGUGAAUUGGGGCACAGUGCACAGAAAGGAGAGAUGGUACUGAAUUACACAGACAUUAAUCACUAAUUCUCCAUCACUACAACUUAUUUCUGUCAUUCAGAAAAAUAAAAGAGGAAAAAAACUACACGUGUUUUUUUUGUUGUAGUUCCAUUAUCUAGCAAUUGUACAGGGAUUAACUGACUCCACUUUCAACAAAUAAAGCCAGCCCAAGCCAUAGUUUUAUUAAAGUUUUGCUAGAUCACCAGAAAGUGGCGAAAGUUAACAUGGUUGGGAGUAGGCCUGGGCGAUUUGGAAAAAAAAAUGAUCACGAUUUAUUUUGUCAUAUCGUCCGAUCUCGAUUAUGAUCAAGAUUUUUUUUUAACUGCCAGUUUCAAAGCAUCUGUACUAAAAACUAAAAAAGCUAGAGAUUAGUUCAACAUUUUAUUAACAUACAAAAGUAAAUAAAGCAAAUUGAAUAAGAUUCACGUAGAAUAAUAUAAAAAAAAACAAAAAACAUUUUAACUAAAAUGUAGAUAAAUACUAAGUAAUACAGAGAAUUAGUUUACAGUCCUGAGUAUUUUUGCAGGUAUGCAAGACCCAAAAUAAACAAAUCGCCCCCUCAGAGAUAAUGAAGAUGCUUUAAAAUGUAAACGUAGAUGAUAUGCAUGCCUUUCAACAUUUGGGUUAUAAAAUCCGGGAGUUGUUUGUGGCGCACGCUGGGCAGGUCUGAAACACGGGAGAGUGAAAAACAGGAGUGUUGGCAGGUAUGGAUGUGAUUGAUCGCUGUUUUGGUCUGGUGUCUGCACCGCUAGUUGUGUCUAAACUGCUAAUGCUACUCGUACCGUCAGCAGUGACAGGCUGUGCAGACUCCGCCCGCAUUUUCAUGCUUCCCGUAUAAUCACUCGGGAAGAACUUCUUCAAAUGAUUAAACAGAUCUGUUGUGUUGCCGGUUUAUCGGCCUAAUUGCUCGAUGUCACUUUGGAGAGACGUUGAAUAACAUCUCAGCUAUAACAUCUUCUGAGGAGGACUCAAAGUCAUGGCUGACAUCUGUUUUGCUGCCUUCAGCUCUGCGUUUAGCUCCACGUUCAGUCAUUCUGUUCACUUCUCAUGUUUAUUUUUCCGGUAACUUACAGAAGUAAGCAGGUAAAGCUCGACUCUGAUUGGUCAUUGUGCCUGGGGUUUGCAUGUGCUGGUUUGCCAUUUAAAAAAAAAAAUUCUAUACGGCAGUAACGGCUAAUGCACCCAUCAUUAAGAAGCUGCUGUUUGUGCUCUGCUGCACAACUCCUCUCUGCCCGGUGCAACAACCACCACAACAACAGAAGUGUGCGCAUCUAUGGCUGACUGUGUCUGCAAACAGAAAGUCCACAUAUGUGCCUUUUAUAGUGGAACACAACCUGUUAUACUUCCAAUACUCCUCGUUACACGAAGACCUUUGGAAAGUGACUGAUAAGCAGAAAAAGCUCUUUAAUGUGUAUCAUGGUGGGUGGAUGAUCGGGUUAUAAGAUUCAAUCCAAAGUGUUUUUUUGCUGAUUACAUCUCUUGUCACCUCAUUUAAAAUGAUUAAUGCAUCAUCAUUUCAGUUUAUGUGUGUUUUCAAGCUUAUCAUGAAAUGCCAUCAGGUGUUCAAAACCGCGGGGGGGUUGAUAAGCGAGCAGUUAAAUUCACACAUCGUCAUCAACUGAGCAGGAAAGACAGAAUAUUUCCCAUAACUCGAGGUAACCCUGAAGUAAGCUCAGGGUUUUCUGUACUUAAACCAAACUGUAGUGAACUUAACCUGGUGGAAACUAAGUGUUCUGAAGUGUCAUAUCUUUAUCUCUGGUGGUUAUUCUUAUUAUUAUAAUUUUGGGCUGUAUUCCCCUUUAUUAACAGAGCAGGAUAAGAGAUCAAGGAAAUAUGAAGAGGAAAGUGAGGGCAAAGGCUACUGAGCUGACAGAGACCUCAAGGUUUCUGUAUGGAAGAAUGUAGGUCCCCUGGUGCUCAGGGUAUAUUCUCAGACAGGCAACCUCAGAAGUGUGACACAAGACAUGUUAUUUUUAAAAGUCCCUUAUUCAGAGAGCUUCAGUUCCUCUUCUUUUAAUGUUGCAGGCUCUGCCCUACUUCGACCGUCUGGACUAUGUUUCCAUGAUGUGCAAUGAGGAGGCUUAUUCUCUGGCUGUGGAGAAGCUGCUCAACAUCCAAGCUCCACCCCGUGCACAGUGGAUCAGAGGUAUGAGGUGGAGGUUUUCGCUAGUGUUAAUGAAAGAGGUCACGAAAUGAAAGCAUCGACGGCCAACAAAAUCCAAAAGAGCAGAACUACAUUAACAUGGCCCUUUAAUGCUGCAAAUUACUGCCCAUUUUAAUAAUAAUAAAUUUGAUUUAUAGCACGCUUUUACAGGUGCUCAAAGACGCUUUACAAAAAGACACAAUUUAAAAUACAGAUAAUUUGGAGUAAUAAAGCCAACAAUGUAAAAGGUUAAAAAAGACUCAAUAUGAAAAGACAGUCAAAGAACUUUCAUUGACUUCUGUGUGCAGUCAGAUACUUUCAAUAACUCACAUGACAUCCAGAAAGGCCAAACAUGGAGUCAAGAUGGCAGACACACUGUUCGUAUCACCAAGAUAUUAAGCUUUGACAUAAAGAAAGCUCUUAAUUAUUAUUAAUUAAUUAAUUAAUUAAUUAAUUAUUUUAGUUUGAAAUGUUGGGGGCUUUUGUUUGCAGUUCUGUACGGAGAGUUGACCCGCAUCCUGAACCACAUCAUGGCCAUCACUACACAUGCCCUGGACAUCGGUGCCAUGACCCCAUUCUUCUGGAUGUUUGAGGAAAGGGAGAAGGUCAGGACUCUUGUUUUUGUGGUGUCAAGCCAAGACACAGUCUGAUCUCUUGUUUUCAAACUUUAAUGUAAAUAUAUAUAUAUGUAAUAUCAGGUGUUUUUGUUUCAGGAUUUCUAUUUUGAUAGUUCCUCAUAACAAUCUGAAGUUUGUGAAAUACAGUGUUUUUGACAUGCAUGUCCGCCUCGUAGUUUAAUACAACAUGACUGCUAUUGACUUUGUUGCUAUUAAUACCUCUGUCAAUUCCAAUUAAGGCUGUUGUAGUAUUGACCAUAACCGUCAUUUUAUGAAAAGAGAAAUUAUUGACAUUGUGCACAUUCCAUCAAACAAGAUUGGGAACAAGAAAAAAGGAAGUAGCAGACUGCUCGCUGAAGAAGCCUUCUUCAAGAGAUGAUUCAGCAUUUUUAAAGCUGAUGUUCAAGAUUUAUUGUGAAUCCAAAAAUAACCAUCUCUUUGAGUGACUAAUCAGCUGAACAUUUACACUUUCUAACUAUUCUUUUAACUAUUUUGAUUCAGGACUUCAACUAGUGGUCUUAUGGAAAUGGAGAACUUAAAAAUUAAAGUUUGAAAAUGCAGAAGAAAGACAGAAAGACAAACAGAAAUAAAAGUAGACGCACAGUGGAUUGAUGAAUGUUCCUACCAAAGAAGUCACAGGGCUGAUUAACCAAUUAGUAAAUUUGAUUCUAUUUAGAGAUGGACAAUGACUUUUAAUUUAAUAAGUUAAUUUAAUGGAGUAAUUUUGCCUCUCAUCAGUUUGACUGAUUAUGUUGUUUUAGAGGAGGGAGUUUUAGAGAGUUUCCUUUUACAAUGUUCAUGGCCACAAUAGUGAGGUGAAAAUCUUGUAUCACGACAGCCCUAAUCUCAAUUUGCACACUUUUCUUCACUGUUAACAACAUCAAGACCCUCCUGUGAUAGAUUGUAUUGACCUUUUAUUUACUCUUUUGGUUGUAGUAAAUCUGUACUCACAUCACAGGCCUGCUUGAAGAUCUCAUGAAAUGGGAGAACCCAUUUCACUGCUUUUCCACUGUACACAGAGACUGUAAUGUAAUAACCUCAUAAACAAAACAGAGCAAUAACUCCAGAGUAGAUCUGCUGUACUGUUUAUUUCUUGGACUCUUUGUAACCGUUUCUCCUCUGUCUUCACAGAUGUUUGAAUUUUAUGAGCGAGUGUCCGGAGCCAGAAUGCACGCUGCAUAUGUCAGACCUGGUGGCGUCCAUCAGGUGAGACAAAACUACAGUUUUGUGACAGUUGUCAGAGUCUGGCCCUUUAGUUUGUGGUCGACCUAAAAGUAUUAUGAGAGAAAAGCUGCUGAUGAGUUUAAACCUGUUCCAGGAUUUGCCUCUUGGCCUGAUGGAUGACAUCUACGAAUGGUGCAAGAAUUUCUCCAUCAGGAUUGAUGAAGUAGAAGAGGUAAAAGCCUUGAUUUAGUCUCCACGAGCCUUUGAGGAGCAUUCUAGUAAAUUCAAGUCAAAGUGAAAAUGGGAUGAUCUCGUUUUGUUUCUUGCAGAUGUUGACCAACAAUCGUAUUUGGAAGAAUCGUACCGUAGAUAUUGGGGUGGUCUCUGCAGAGGAGGCUCUCAACUAUGGCUUCAGGUAACACACUCAUCAAGUUUUGACCCAAAUGAAUAUUUACUUCAGUGUUUCUGCUCAGAGAAAAUAGCUGAACCCCCUUUCUCCUUGUCUUUUAAACCAGUGGAGUGAUGCUGCGAGGGUCAGGCAUCAAGUGGGACCUGAGGAAGUCUCAGCCUUAUGACAAGUAUGACGAAGUGGAUUUUGAUGUCCCCAUUGGAAGCAACGGUGACUGCUACGACAGGUAAAAGAGAAGCAGAUACUUUUCUAUGAUCUGUGAGAUCAUUUCCUCUCAUUUUAAUCUUGACUUAUUUUAGUCAUAUAUGGGACACGUAUCUUACACGUGGGAUAUGUGUGAAGAGUGAUGUCAUGUGAAUGAUGUGUUCUCCUGAUACUGGGUGAAGAAAUGGUCCCACAAUGUCAGAAAAAUGUUCUGCUGAGUAAAAAGGUAAUCUGAAAAAAUCUGCGAACUAAAAAGACAAGACUGAAAAACCAUGUUGUACGUCCUUGAUCUUCAGUAGUACUACAUUAGGGGUGUAACGAUUCAUCUACAACAUCGAUGUAUUGAUUUAUAUUCCUAUGAUCCAACUACAUUGAUCUGUGCUCGGCAUAUUGACCUUCUUUAUGACAUAUAUUGUUUUAACAUCAUUUUAACAUGUAAUGACUGCAUCAAUACUCGGAAAUAACCCAGAAGAUCUAAGCACGGCAGACUGUACAUGGAUGUGAGUUUUUUCACUUUUAAUAAUAAAGACAUUAAGCGUUACCCGAUUCAGUCUAUUCACCCCAACAGGACUUUUAACUGCUAUCUCUGUCUGAAGGUAACAUCAAAGCAUAAAGGAACAUCGUUUAUUUCACUAAACAUGAGUAAACCUGCAAAAAUCGAAACUGUAAAAUCACAUUGCUUUUUCAAAUAUAGUAGAGGUUCAAAGGUCACUGAGUUAUGUCCAAAUUAGCAGAAAAUAGACCACAGAAAGGCAAAACAACCUAUUUUGAGCAUGUUGUUUCCUCUAGACUGAGCCCAGCUGACUGGGGCUGCACUACGCUGCUGCCACGCUCCAAACACGCAUCCUGUGUGCGAUACCCAAUGCUGCUCUACGGAGCAAAUACAGAACGUGCUCAAUACGGAUCCUGUAUGUUUUCGGCUUUACAGCAGUACUGCCCUGCUUUGUGAUAACCUGUCCCCCUCUGAUAACAUUUAGCUCAUCAUGAAAUAAGAAAUGUGACAAAGCAGACUCCCGAUUGUUUAUCAGUUUAAUCCUGUAUCGGAAAAGAAUCAAAUACUUCACUUUCAGAAGUCUGGAAACCAGUCUCUUUGGUUCAUAAAGCUGUCCCGGCUUUUUUAGAUUGAGAACUGAGCCAGAAUGUCCAACAAAGUUCAACUGCAAUAACAUUUCAAUGAUAUAAGUUACCAAGUCAUUGACAGAGCGCCAGGACAGGGCAGGUGUAGAAGAUAAGUUGGUUGGAGAUGGAGCUCUCAAAGAAGUUCAAGGGCAACAACAAUCUUCAGUCACAACAACCUUGGUCUUCAGGAGAACUUAAUGUAGUGUGCUGUGGUUGUGUGUGGGUCCUGCCACACGCUGAGUUCGCCUGAAGUUGUUAGGAGUGCCGUCCUUGUGUCCCUUUGUCCUGAGGAUUAAAAUCCGCACCAAUAAUGACACAGUCAAAGUCAGUGCAGAUCACAGAGAGCAGUUCUCUCAGGUUGUCCGAAAAGUUUGCACAGCACUUAAGCGGCUGGAAGAGCAGCACUUGAGAGGAGGACUUCAGCCGGAGAGCCUCAUAUUGGAGAGGCCAAAUUUUCCCAAAACAGCUGUUUGCAUUUAAGGAACUUAUUCAACAAAACUGAAACUCCUACGACAAUCACGUGCACUCAAGCCCCGCUGAUAAAACUGAUGUUGGGAAGAGUCAGCUCUAUAAAAACACCUGUACUGGUUUACUGGUUUGAUCGAGUUACUGUUAAGAACACAAAAUCAAGUUUGUGCUUAAGAAUAAAAUCAUUGAUAAAAAUGCCGGAGAUAUGCAGCUGAAUAAAGCAAGCUUAGGGUCUCGUGACUCACAAGGGAUGAACAUUAAAUUGGAUCAGUUUAACCAUUUCAGUGUUCCCCGUUCCUAAACAGAAUCUUUAUUUUAGAGAGGUGUCCACAGACCGAUAAGUCUGCAUUUUUUUGUACGAGUGUUUAACAGACACGCUGUUUCUGUCUUUGUGGUGCAGGUAUCUCUGCAGAGUGGAGGAGAUGAGACAGUCCCUGAGGAUCAUGCUCCAGGCCCUCAACAAGAUGCCAGAAGGAGAGAUUAAAGUGGACGAUGCCAAGGUGGCCCCACCGAAGAGGUCUGAGAUGAAGGUGAGCUUCGGUUUUAAAAUCCUGCAGACUGUGAGAUCUUAAAAAUGUUGAACCCUGUUUCAUCGGCUGGGUUCCCUCUGCGCUUUAUCUGUUUCAGCUUUUUGUAUUUCCGUAGUGUCUCUCAAUUGUCUUCACACUGUCAUCUUGAAAGAACUGUGGGGAGGGAUGGGGGUAACUUUGAUUUGGCUCCCCUUGAGGUUUCAGACCCCCUUUGGUUAACCUCAGAAAUAGAUAGUUCUAAGUCAACACUCGCGGUGAAACUCCCAGAAAGAGCUGGCAGUCUUUUUUCUGUACAUGUGUCAAUCAGAGUUUGUGUUAGCUGCUAUCUACUAGCUUUUGCUAGUUAUGCAGAAUAGUUAGUGUCAUGUAUUCCCUCAGGGUGGUGCUAUGACCAUAUAUGAAAACUAAGCAUUAAUAUGUGUUAAAGGGUGGGUCUCCAAUCAUUUCUAUAAAACAACUUCCUGUUUCAUAAGUUUGAGGAGACACCAGGGAAACAUCCUUUGGUGGAGGGGAAGCCAUUUAAAAUGUUUCAUCCCUAUCAUGUCUGCAAACACUGGCCCAGUUUGAGGCUGAUCAGAUGGAGUCCUCAGAACACACGUCAAACUCAAGGCCUGCGAUGUAAUUAUCUUUGACCCGCAUGACAAUAUCUGGUCACUAUUAGAGCUGGCCCGCAUGCGCCGCUAAUACAUUACAAAAUCCUACAAUACACUGCCAACAUGUUCGCGUGUUAAUCGAGAGACCGCGAGCGAAGUCGUCAUUAUAAAACAGUGCGGUGCAUCAGUGCUCUCUGCUGCUCUGUUCCUCCGCUCAGUUCUAAGCAAACCCACUGACGCAACACACGCAUGCGCUGUCUGCUAAAUGUUUGUAUGUGACAGAUAAUUUUAUUGAGGAGAAAUUCUUUAGAUAAAUGAAUAUAUUGUUUAUCAAUGCAACUUGGUGUGGGUAUUUUUCAGUAUCUCAAAGAGGCCUGGUUAAGUGUCUUUUUGGUAAUUCAGAAUAUGCAUUUAACUGAGUUAGAAGGCGUAAAAAACACUCCCCGGCCUGAAAAACACUCAAAAUUUAUUGUCCUCUUUUGGGGAAUUCAGAAUAUCAUCAUCCUAUUAUAACGUAAGCAGACACGAUGAAACAAAACACUAAGAAAGAUUACAUCUGGACAUGAGGGAAAAAAAGCAGCAAAAGGCUGCUACAGGACAUUUUGAUCUGUCUUACAAAGAAAUAACUUCUUGGAUGUUGUUGUCCUGUAGAAAAAUGUUGACAGUUAAAAAUGAAUUCAGGAAAGCUGCAGAAGAGCUUUUGAAAAUAAAUGCAACUGUUUUUUCUUUUUUUUAAUUUUUAAUGUUGUUGUUUUUAGGUUCAAACUGUCUUAUAAGCUUUGUCAGUUCCAGAUUCAAGUAUCGACUAGUGUGCGUCACAGAGUGGGAAACUGAGCUUUAAUGCAUGCUUCUUUUUGGCACUUUCUUUCUUACUGCUACGUUUUUUUUUUUGCCCUUUGUUGGCCUGUGGGAAAAUGUUUUUAUUAGAUAUUACAAUGGAAAGAUCCUGAUAAAGAGUGAAUAUACCUGAUUUUUAAAAUUUAUUUGAUGAUUAAUGUUGUCAUACAGUUUGGAAGCUUUGUUAAUUUCAGUUUCAAUUCUUGCAAAAAGGUCAUUUGCAAGUUCUCAAUAAACACAAACCAGUCUGGCCCUCAACUUGGACCAGUUUUUUUUUUUAUUUCAGCCCACUGUGCAUUUGAGUUUGACACCCCUGCCUUAGAAGAAUUUUAUCAAAGUAUGACACAUAGAUCACAUGAAGUAGGACAUUUUAAUCAAAGUAGCAGACUUCUUGUUGGGUUUAGAGUAUGAGUGUAAGACGACUUUUUGUUGGUCGCAGUACAGUACAAUACAAGAGCUUUAUUUAUAAAUGCAUAUUCAGUUUUGUCUGUUUAAAUAAAAGUAACCUGUAAUGAGGAUCUUUUUUUUUUAAAUGUCAAGAGGGAAUGAUAGAGGAAGUUUAGUUGAGCUUUGUGGAUGUGGAAGCCUAAAUGUAGGUCAUUAGGCGUGGAUGGCUGUUUAGAGUUCAUGUCUGGGUUUAUAAAACUCUGAUUGCAACAUGAUACAGGAACUUGCAGACGGCAUUUUAUUCCUACACUAAUGUACAGUCAAAAAACAUGCAAGUAUGUACAAGUCAUCCAUCAACCGCUUUUAGCUUAUCCAAAACGCCACCGCUAGACUCCUUACUGGUAAGAAAAAAGCACGACCACAUAACCCCAAUUUGAGUGACCCUUCACUGGCUCCCAGUCCAUUUUAAAGCCCUCAAUGGUCUUGCCCCUCUGUACCUGUCAGAGCUCCUGCAUCACCACUCCCCAGCCAGAGCCUUAAGGUCCUCUGACCAGUUGCUUUUGAGUGUCCCCAAAACCAGACUAAAGUCUAGAGGUGACAGGGCUUUUUCAGCGGUCGCUCCUAGACUCUGGAAUAGUUAACCUGGCUCUAUUAGAGCCUCACAGACUUUAGAGACUUUGAAAUCAUCCUUUAAGACCCACCUUUUCUCCCUCAUAUUUAAUAAUGAGCACACAGGAAUCACAGGCACUGUAGCUUUUAUUCUUUCACUGCCUGUAUUUUACUCCACUGUUUUUGAUUUUAUUGUUUUAUUGUCAUCUAUCUAUUUAUUUACUUUUUUAUUUAUCCUUUGUACAGCACUUUGUUUGACUGCUGUCUUCUUAAAAGUGCUUUAUAUAAAUAAACUUUGACUUGUCUUGACUUAGCCCCUCAGAAUUUACUCCCAACAUGGAGGCUUGUGGCGAGAUGUGACUUAAGCAAACAAAAAGUUCUUGAUGAACUUGAUAAAUAGAAUCAUCAUGGGUUGUGGUUGUGCUAUUAACACAGCGCUUACAGUGCUGACAAGGUCUGGCCUCAAAAUAAGACAUGCAUACUGCAAGUUGCGUAAGUUGCUAACUUUGAGCAGACAGUCUAUAUAAUCUGUGACAGUAGCUGUGUGAAGGGGACACAGAUUCCACAUACGCAGCAUUUAGUUCACUCUGUUCUGUGGUGAGAAGCUGCACUUGUAAUAUCGGACUGACUCGUCUUAAUCAUGGAAAGUGAGAAAUUUGUGAGUCCUCUCUUGCAGCAGAGGAUAAAAAAAAGUGUCCUGACACGUUUGAGUGAAUUUUCUGUCCUUACAAACACAAAUCUGUGGCUGUGAAAAAAGGAUCAAACACUCAGACUUGAAUCUUCGUCAAAACAGCUGCUUGAGUGUUAACAUGUUUCAUUUCUUGUCCCAGAUGUCCAUGGAGUCACUGAUCCACCACUUUAAACUGUACACAGAAGGCUACCAGGUCCCUCCAGGGGCCACAUACACAGCUGUGGAGGCACCCAAGGUGAGGCUGAAGUAACAUGUUCAGUGUUUGGAGGUUUUCUAAGUGAAUAAUAGGCUUAGAGGACUCCCCAUAGUUUGCUAUUAUCGUGUUAUCCUUGCAAACAACAAACCUACUUUUGUAAGUACUCAGAUGAUCCUCAGUAUACACAGGGUUUUCUAGUCCCAAUUAAUUAGGAAGGCUUUGUGAGUCUUCUGGGACUUGUCGUGAUGUAAUCUGCUUACUAAAGUGUGUAUAUGUGUGUGUGUGGCUUGCAGGGAGAGUUUGGUGUUUAUUUGGUAUCAGACGGCUCCAGCAGACCCUAUCGCUGCAAGAUCAAAGCUCCUGGAUUCGCCCACUUGGUACGCACUCCAAACUUCACAAAACACUGUGAAAUAUUAAACACACCAGCUAUCAAUUAUUCAGCUUGUUUAACAGCUUAUCCUUAAGGCUAAUUUAACUUCAUUAAGUAUAUUUUAUCAAGCACCAUAGAAACAGUUUUAACAGCGUACAUAACUCCCCCUCCCUCACAUCCUUUCCUCCUGAUCGUCUUUUGGCUCAUGGGUAAAUAAAUGUUGAACACAGUCAGUUGAGGUUGGUCCGUCGGGCUGAGAAUGUCUUUAAAGUAGCACAAACAAACUGUUAGAAUUGUACGUGCGUUGACUGGGGGCUGUAAUCUCAGUAAACUAUGAAUAUUCACUUUAAAAAUUGCUGGAGCUGCUACUAAUAAAUGUUUUCUUCUUUCUAGGCUGGUCUGGAUAAAAUGGCCAAAGGACACAUGCUCGCUGACGUUGUUGCUAUUAUUGGUAAGAAAUUUAAUUAUUCAGUCAUCCACUUUUAGAAGAUGAGUUGUCAGGGUUUUUCUAAGUUCCCCUCUCCUGAUGAUAUCUAAUUUCUGGAAUGCACAAGCUCUAUUUCCACCAAAGCAAACACACAUCCUGCAACCUCCGUGUUUCACAGUGAAGAUGCUGCAGCAGUUGAAGGUCCUGGCAAUAACAGCUUUUAAUGAUGUACAAAAAAUAGGGUAAUGGAAAUGCCAUGUCUGUGAUCAGUUCAUAAAAGCAGCCGGUGGAUCUUUGGGCUGGUUGCCACCUUCCUUGAAACUGAGAAAAUACGAAGAAGAAGCAACAGCUGCUAGCUAGCUGUAGCAGCCUUCCAGCAGAUGGUUAGAUAUUCUUCAUACAGCUGACUCAAGAUUUGUUGUGAUAUAAUAACAACUCAAGAGGUAAAGUCUCUUCCAGUCUUUCAGCAGUUUUUUUUUUCUUUUCAUGCACCUGACUUACAGUGUACUGGAAUUAGCAUAAACAUAGUUUCAAAAUAAAAGCAUGUUUUACAAUACAGGAAAUCAAGCAUUCCAGUCUUGAGACAGUAGAAAUGUCUUAACAAAAGCAUCACCAUCAAUCGUGAUUGAAGCAGACUCGAAUGUAAUUCUAUUCUGGCAGAUAAACUGAGUGGAUUUAAUCAUUUUGGCACUAUAAUGAAGUUUGUUCUCAAAACAAUUGCUGGGAUCAAAUCCUUGUUUUGUCAUUUAGAAGCUCUCUUUGAUGAAAACAAAGUCUGUUCUCUUUUCUCAACAGUGCAGCGUUGCAAAAAACUUUGGGCUUUAAAUAGGGAUGUGCGCGGUUAUUCGGAUAUUCGUGUAAACAAGGCUGUCCUUACUAUCCGUUUUGUAAAUAAUAUACGUUUAUUCUAUUUUUUUUUAAAAGAAAAGGGGAAAAAAGAGAAAAGCGAAAAAAAGCUUCUUUUUUUAAAUUACAUUUUUAGCCUCAUGUCUUAAUAAAAGUGUGCAUUUAACAUGCUAAAAUGUGUGGAUCAUUUGCGUGCGUGCGUGCGAAAAUAAACUAUCUAUCGAUCAUCAUCAUCAUCUUUCUGUCUGGCUCGCUGCUCUGGGCUCGCAGUGCUGGCCUGCAGCAUGCAUGGCAUUGUGGGUUAACUUCCUCAGAGUGAAUCAACACAUGCGAUCAGCCAGAGCGAUGUGGGUGAGAAAAAAGAGCAAAGUUUGGGAGUAUUUUGAUUUAGAUAAAGAUGGCACACAAGUGUCAUGCAGAGUGUCUAGCUAAACUAUCAUAUAAUAGCCUAGAUAGGGCGUACAUGCGGGGAGAAAGAAAAAAAAAAAAAGAAACUCUACUCUUGGAUAAAUGUUAUUCAGACUUACAGCUGUCAGAGAUGCUGAAAAUAAACGUUGUUGAACGUGAUGUGGUCUGACUCUAAACACUCUUCAUUUUGUGCUUAGGUGUGAGGCAGGCUGAUGACGCAGCAGGCUGCUUGGCUUGAGCCCAGCGGAGCUUAAUUGCUUUGAUCUUUUACGUACUUUAUGUCAUUCUCCAGCGCUAACAUAAGAUUCUGUAACAUAUUUUGAUAUUAUAAGCAUGGCUUUCAUGUACUCUUAAAAUUUAUUUCAGAUGAUAUCUGGCCAAAUAGAUCGACAUGUGCUCAAUUUGGGCUGUUUUCUGGAAGUUAAUUUUUGUGUAUUCGAAUAUUCAGUUUUAAAAUGGUCGUUUAAACGUCAGUGAAAUUGACCCUGGGAACAUCCCUAACUUUAAACUGUUAAGGUUUAGCACCUGCUUAAAGUGUGCCCGAGAAGACAAUACCUAAAUCACAAAGGGCUAGGGCUGUCAAAAUUGCUCCAAAAUGACGUUCAAAUAGUCGUUCUAAAAAUAACACAUAGGUACGAACAUAUUUAAAUAUCUUACUUACACAGCUUGUAAGCAGUUGCUUUUUUUUUUUUUUUUCCAACUCAGUAUUUUCCACUUGACUUUUUGAGUGGAGCGUCAUCGCUCCGAGUCUCCCGUCCAGCCAAAAACGUCUGCGUACAACGCUACUGCGCAGCUCUGGUUUCAAGAAGUGGAGAAAAACCCGGAAUUACAGAGAGCUUUUUGGCUUCAAAUCCGUAUACAGGCGGAAGGCGGAACCAGGCUGUCCAUCUUAUAUACAGUCUAUGGUUCUCACAUGUGUAUAGAUGAUCUGGUAGUUUUCUUUUCUUUUUUUGGAACAGUCAGUUAUGGUUAGUAGGUAGGUGUGUCACUGUCACGUGCAUGCUCAAUCAACCUGCCCACACAGUCUUACAGCCACUCUGAAGGGCUUGAUUUAAGUCCAACUCUAGCAGCUCACUUCUCCUUCACAGUUCUUUUUUUUUCUGUCUAUUGUUCCUGUCUCUCUAUACGUCUUAAUAUUGCACAACAGAGAGCUGCAGAUCAAAUUUCAUUGUAUCUGGUGCAAUGAAGAAGUUCCCUCCUGUUUUUCUUGCUAAUACAGAUACCGAUGAUGACUGUGUAGGUUAGCCUGCUAGGAGGUGCAAUGUUAUGAUGGCAGUCAAGAGUAACGUGAGUUUAACACCCCUUCUUCCUGUACUGUAAGGCCGAAAAGCUUACAGGAUUGCGCGGGUCUGAUUGCGCCAAUCAGCUGGGCUCAGUAUAGAGGAAACAACAUGCUCACAACAGGUUGUUUUGUCUUUCUGUGGUCUAUUUUCUGCUAAUUUGGACAUAAUUCAGUGACUGUUGAGCCUCUACUGUAUGUGAAAAAGCAACAUGAUUUUACAGUUUUGGUUUUUGCAGGUUUACUCAUGUUUAAUAGAAUAAACUAUGUUCCUUUAUGCUGUGCUAUUUUGACAUUUACCUUCAGACAGAGAUAGCAGUUAAAAGUCCUAUUGGGGUCCACAUGGAUCAGAGAUUGACCAUCGGAUUGUUCUGUGUUCCUGAUAAAUCCAUAAUCAGGAAGUAUUUCUCAUCUACACAAUCUAAUACACAGUCGGGAGUUCGCGUUGUAGUGCUAUUUUGAUAUACUGGAUGACAUACGCGGUUUUUGUGCUUGACUUCCUGCCUGGAAAAAUCUCCUCUGUGUGGAUUGAUGCGCAUUGGAAGCUUAGAGCAGCAAAAAUAAACUCGAUGCGUAUCUUUAGCAGUGCUGCUCUCGAUGCGACAGAGCUGAUACGUGUCUUGUAUGCUUUGCUGCAUUGAUUAUGGUACCCUAUUUGUUGCGUGACACGCAACGCUGCUGCCACGUUCCAAAUACACAUUCUGUAUGUUUAGCCUUUACUGUUUUUCUAAUCGCAUGGAUGAUUUUUUUUGAUGGAAGAACACAUGAAAACUGUUUUUUGUUUUUCUUUAUGUUUGAAGUGAGCCUAUUUUUAUGAAGCAACUCACACACUCACACACUUUUGGGCAGAUAAUUUAUAAAAAGGGUUAAAAUAUAGACUGUGUAUAGAAUGGACGCUGACUGCCUCCUCACUGGGUGAAGCCAUCCCGAGAACAGCACCCUCUAGUGACAGGCUGCAGUAGAGGUCAUGAAUCCCGCCUCCUCCAGCAAUCCCUGUGGAGCUGUGGACAAACUUUAGAAAUUAAUUACACAGAUAUACAUUUUUCUCCCUCUGCUUGCAAUGUUGACAUGUAGCUACAGUAAGACUGGUUUGUGCUCAAGUUCUCUUCUUUCUGUACAGCUCCAUUUUUAAAUAUUAUUUAGAGGUUGGUUUCAGGAAGUGGAGAAAAUUUGCGGAAAUACCAAGAGCUUUUCGGCCUUAAAUCCGUAUACUAGUGGAAGGCAGAAACAAGUUGUCCAUUGUAUAUACAGUCUAUAGGUAAAAAUUAGUGGGCCUAAUAUUGAGCCUUGGGGAAUGCCUCUUUUGUUUUAUCAUAUUAACUGUCUAUCUGCAAACAGACCUAAAAAAAACUAAACUGCACAGAACCUUGUGGCUAUAUUUGCAGUAGACUAUCAUAACCAGGAAGGUCUUUGUGAAUUUGACCUUCAGAUGGAGCAGGUAACAGAGCAAAUGAUGUACAGUUCAUGGUCUUAUUAGCAGCUGCUUGGUUGAGUUUUAAUGUCUAAAACUGAGAUUGACCCUGAUCAUCAGGCCUAAACAAAAGUGUGAUUGUGAGUUUUUGCUGAGGAUGUACUGAGUCUCUUCUUCUUCCUCUAACAGGUACACAGGACAUAGUGUUUGGCGAGGUCGACCGCUAA